AUGGAUGGGCUCUUAACGGCUGUGAAGACAGUCAAGCACGAUCCAGAUCAUUCAUUGAUCAGUGCUGAAUCUGUCCGCCCCAGCAAUACCCUCGCAACCCCCACUAUCCAACUCGGCGAAGACUUGACACCCAAUCAAAUCAUAGAUGUACUGAAAUCUCAACCAUCUCGAGAACAUCUUUCUACUGUUUUAGCUACGCUUGAUCCAUUUAACAAGUCAAAGUCUUUGGAUCUUGAUAUCCGAGUGCCAGGCCCUGUAUCAGCUCAGAUUCUCCAACUUUUGGUUUGCACCACCAUUCCUGACCACUGGUCAUUUUUGACAAGAGAAGACAAAGGAGCCAAAAAUGGGAAGAUUAAAUCAGCCAUUCUGCGAUGCCUAAGCAGUAUUGCGGGAGUUGGCUCUCUCAUUGCUCGUCUUCGGUCUCUCAUUGCAUCUAGUCGGGCAUCUCCCCAGUUGGCCGAGGGCGCAGCGGAUCAUCCCGCAAUCCAUGAUAUUCUUUCUGUUCUCGCGUCUUUGUUAGAACCAAAGGACUUGGUGCAUCGAUUCUAUGGAGAAAUAUCCACUUUCAAUACUACUAGGCAGCGAGUUGCGUGGAAUGAACUUGUCUCUCUCAUAGCCUCUGGCAAGAUCGUGUCUACAGUGGCAGAAGCGCUUAGCGUGGUUAAUGAGAUACAAUCGUCUUCGAUUACUUGGCCUGGGGAUGGACGGAAGUAUGCAUCUUGGCUUGGCUCUAACAUCUCAUACAUGCUUUCAAAGCUUGGUGAUGAUGAUCAAAGCGGCUGGCCGUGUGCUGCUUCAUUAACAGAACGGGCUCUCAGUCUGGGUUAUUCUUCCUCACUGAUACCGGAAAUUUAUUCAAAUAUCAUCCAUGACCAAUCAUUCGCCCCAAAAUUGGGCUUGCUUCUUGACAAUCUCAGAUUGUCGGCACAAUUGAAUAUCCUACAGUUGAUUCUUCUUGAUUUGCCAAUCAAAUAUCCAUUGAUACGUCUCUGUGACUAUCCAAAUGAACAGAAUAAAAGUGCAGGUAUUGUUUCUGGGGCUGCAGCUUUCCUGUCCACUGUCAUUGGUGAUCGACCACAUCUCAAAGAGGAGAUCAUGUCCUGGCUCUCCAAAGGACAAUUUGCAGCUGCUUUCCCAGUGGGCAUUAAUAGAGCUCUUGUGACAACCUACACCAUUCAAAAUGACUCGCUUAGGUAUUUGUUGAUUCGCAGCCUGGAGCACUUUGGUGAUAAGUUCGCCAUUAAUCAUAACAAUGAUCGUGAACACGAUGCGAAUACCCAAAUUAUUCUCUUGGCUGCUGGUCAGUUACAAAGACUCGACCCUUUUCAGGUUAAAGACAUCGCCCGCUCGAGCGUCUUCCUGGAUACCAUCUCCAAUCGACUUGGAGCUUCUUCAAACCGAGCACGACUUAUGGGUAUGAUCGUCGGGAUGGGAAUUUCUGAACUAGUGGAAGAACCCGGGAAGUCCAUGAAGUUUGAUCUUGACGAGUUGAAGGGCGUAGAAGCGCAAUGGUAUUUGAGUUUGAUUAAAGUCCAGGGUGAUGUUGGUACAUUUGAGUCCAUGAAGUCCUUACUAAAACCAGGUGCUCUACAAGAUGCUCCGGCAUCAAAUAUCAAGAAGCCUAAAUCCACUUUACGUCCGCAAAGAAUUGUGGAAAUCAUCAGUGACGAUGAAGAUGACGAAUCCGAAGAUGAUGAUCUCAUUCCAUAUGAGAAGCCUGACGAUGAUGCUGAGGAUGAUGACGAGGAUCCGACACUUGUCCAAAGAAACAAGCCAACACCACCUGUGUAUAUCCGUGACCUAAUAGUCUAUCUCAGAGACCAUGAAAAUGUCGAACGUUAUCACCUCGCCAUCACGACUGCGCCGAAUCUGAUUCGUCGAAAGAUCGGGUUUGGCAGUGAGCUCGCUGAGCAAAUUGAAGAGCUUGCACUGACAAUUGUUGGUCUCCAAAACGACAACAAACACCCGCAAUUCCACGAAGCACGUCUUCAAUGCAUGAUAGCCUUGAUUGUUUCCCAACCUCUCAAAAUGGGCCAGUGGUUCACAGCAAUGUUCUUCGAUGGAGAUUUGUCUCAGGUUCAGCGAUCCGCAGUUCUUACAGCCCUUGGGCUGAGUGCUCGCGAAAUUGCCGGCAAUGGGGAAGACGAUGCAAAAGCACUCGGUCUCCCGGCUUUGCAAGAUACCUCGUUCCCAUCGAAACGGCUUUCGCCAGCUUUAGAUGCAAUGUUUCAGCAGCCUAAUGAAGCAAAAGAAUCACCUAUUGCUACGCUCACCAGGGAGAUGUCAAGAACAUCCCUCCAACCACUGGCAGCUAAUGCCGCGGAUGCAAUCACUGGACCUAACGCGCUCAAGGUUCGCACUUUCUCGUCCCGGAUGGAAGUUGAGAAGAAGCGUCAACAGCGUGAGGCGCAGCGGCAGAAGAAUGUUGCCAAAGAUCUGUACAGAGUCCUUGCGGAGGGAUUCUUCUUCCCUCUCGCAAGUCGAUUCAAUGUUGUGAUGCUCCAAUUUUCCUCUUCCUCAUUCUCUUCGUACAACCCAUUCACAGUCCCCCAUAUCCUCACACUCUUCCUUCAAACUCUUUCUCUCAUUAUCUCUACCUCCGGUCCACACAGCACCUUCUUGCCAGGGCUUACCCAUGAAACCCUCUCGCUGAUGCUGUCAUUGCACACAGCGCCAAUUUCUAGCGACCCAACGGUCACUGCUGCACUUCUGACUCUCUUCCUUGCAGCGAUAGAUCUGAAUAUUGCUUCGGGUUCAAAUGGAGAAGAGCGACUUGUGACUGAGUGUGCGAAUCAGGUAAUUGAAUUACGAGACUGGGCUUCCCAAGUUUUCGAUCGCACGCCUGCUGCUUCAGGCAUGGCAAGCUCGACUGCACCUGUCGACACACAGGAUCAGGUGCGGACAUUAGCUGCCGGUGUGAUGGUUCGGAUUGGGGAGAUCACAGAACGUUAUCAGGGUCGGUUGAUGGGUGUGAACUCUGGAUUCAAGUAUUGA
Messenger RNA from Penicillium malachiteum, 2994 nucleotides. RefSeq names its product telomere length regulation TEL2 family protein. Gene Ontology annotation, molecular function: telomeric repeat DNA binding; Hsp90 protein binding. Gene Ontology annotation, cellular component: cytosol. The transcript is spliced from 6 exons. The record is from RefSeq and is a predicted model, not a curated record. The coding region runs from base 1 to 2994 and encodes 997 amino acids. Lineage: Eukaryota; Fungi; Ascomycota; Eurotiomycetes; Eurotiales; Aspergillaceae. Gene Ontology annotation, biological process: telomere maintenance via telomerase; protein stabilization.